AGACUCGCUAGGUUUGCCGAACCAAUCACCCUUAGGGGACACUUAAAAAAAAACAGAGAGCCCUUCUUCUUCUUCAAAAAUCUUCUUCUCGAAGCUUCUUUUUUAAACAAUGGCGAUUACAUCUUCUAGAACCACCACCACCAGAUCAAACGGACCUGCGCUCCGAUCCAAAUCACCGUCGGGAAGAUUCUGCGGCGUUUACUCAAACGGUUCUUCAGGCUUCGCUUCAUCCACAAGCUCGAGUUUCUCGUCUCCGUCGUCAGCGUUUUUCAGCAGCCACAAUCACUACAACACCCAUAACCACCACAGAUCUGCUUCCCCGACGCGUGUGAAUCUCUUCACAUCAGCUCCGAUGACGCAAUCGUUUCGUUACUCUAUCGACAACAGCAGAUCUAUAUCUCCGAAUCGAUCUAUCGCCGUUUCGUCUAACAAGCCUAGCAAUCAUCAUCAUCAUAAGAUUCCGGAUUCGAGGAGGAGAUGUAUGUGUUCUCCGACGACACAUCCUGGUUCGUUCCGGUGUAGUCUACACAAGAACGUAGCGAAUCCACACGGUCAAGGCGCAGCGGCGUAUCCGACGAAUAGUUUGAAUAUGCGUAGAUCUGCUAUGACGAAUUCGCUUGUGAGAAUUGGUGGCGUUGAAGGUGAAUGGGUGAGAAGAGCUUUGACUACGUUGAUUAGACCCUCGUCUCAUCAACUCAAGAGACGAGCUGCGUAUGAGCCUCGUCGUAGCAGACUCGCCUCUAUGUCGAAAGCAGAAGAAGCUCAUUAAAAAAAAAAAAAACCUCUGGUUGUUUUCAGGUUUGUUCCUUGUUUUUUGAAAUCGGCCACAGGAAAAAAUUAUCGUUUCUGGAUGAGCUUUUGAGAUCCGUCAAGAUCCGCCGAGGAAUAUUGUCAGAUCUGCCGUGAACGAGUUGAGUCAGACCGGACGGAGUCGAAAUCGGAGCUGAGUUAAAACCGGGUGCGAGAAUUGUAAAACGGUGAAAGAGAAACGACACCGUUUUUGUGUAGUUGGGUUGAGAAGGAUGAGAUGAUGAUUGUACAUACAGAUAUUGCUUAUUGAAGCAGACUGAAAAAAAAAAGAAAUUUCGCAGAAAUCUAAAAAUUUGGAAAAUAGUAUAGUGACGAAUUGGGUAAUUAAAAUCUGGAAAAGGACUUAGUUGCAAAUUGUGUUUUGGUUCCCUUAAUUUUGCAAUUCUUCUUCUCUCCAUAGUUCGUUGCCUUCACUGUGUUCCGUCAAGUCAACGUUCUCCGUUCUCCGUUGACCCCGUUCCGUUUGCCGUUAACCGUCGUCGUGUUCGUGUAUGCCUCGUUAAUGUGUGUUCCGUUAUAAUUUCCAGGUUUCGUACAAUGAGGAGAAGAGCCAUAACUUAAACUGACCGUUACGUUCAACUUUGGAGUAUUUUUGGCUUUUUUUAGUGGACUUUGAAAAAUAUGAAAUUGGAAGAGAAAAAUCAAACUAAUUGACCUGAAAACACGUUAUGAGAGGAGGACGACGGAGUUUGGAACCAAGGUGAAAAUGAAAAUGAAUUUGAUUCCUUAAAAAUGAUUAUCAAGGUUAAUUUGGGAGCUACAUAUAUGAGAAAGAUUCAAAGGAUUCGUAAUUUGGACAUUAAAAAAAGAUUCUUGGGGGUAUAUAUCGAACUUGUGAAUCAGAGAUUCCUAAAAAAGAUUCGAGGUUAAAUGUGGAAGAUGCAAAGGAAUCAUCGGCAUUAAAACCGCUUACGAAGAAGGAGAUGAUAUGGUAAAUGAUGAAACACUUUUAAGGGUAAUUUAGGAAAGUGAAAUUGGAGGGAUAUAUUUGGGAUAUACUGUAUGUGGGAAAAGGACAGCUGGGUUGAUGAAUGGAGAACAACAAAACAUGAAAUUGAAAAGAUAAAACAAAUGGAGAGAAAGAAGAUUACGUUGGGAGGUUCCAACUAAUAAGAAAAUUAGGGUAGAAAAAGGGUGAAAGAAUAUAAGAGAAUUGGUGGUAGAGACACGGCUUCCUUAUCUCGAGGAUUAAAAGUUAGGUCCAUUAUGGUUUAUGCAUCAGUCGAUUUUUAUAGAUCCUUUGAUUAAUUUAAUUAAUUAACAUGCUACUUAGGUUUGAUUUGUUGACCGAGUAUGAGAUAAUAUUGUAAUCUAUACGUACUA
This is a messenger RNA of Camelina sativa (false flax), 2133 nucleotides long. RefSeq lists its product as uncharacterized. The record is from RefSeq and is a predicted model, not a curated record. Lineage: Eukaryota; Viridiplantae; Streptophyta; Magnoliopsida; Brassicales; Brassicaceae.